AUGAAUCUCAAAAUCGAGGUAUUGGGGUCAAAGGUCCAAUUUGUUCAAUUAGAUUAAAACCUUUUAGUGUCUGAUGCUAUAGAUGCACUAAUAUAAAAGCUAAAAUUAAAGGAAUAGAAUUAAUAAUUAGGUUUAUAUGUAAAUGGAAUUGAACUCAAAAAAAACGAAAGAUUAAUAUAAAAAUUCUUAUUUUCUAAUGAUAUAGUGUAGCUCAAGAAAAUUGAAUAAAUAAAAUAAUUACAGGGAAUAAAACUGCGUUUUACUAAUGAAAUAAGAAUCGCCUAUGUCUAUUAAGAUGAUUUGAUUAAUGUUUUAUAUGAUUAAGCUGAAAAAUAGUUUUCAUUAAGUAAGGAUAGCUUUAAACUUACUUAUAAUGAUUAAAUUCUUUAAAAAAUGAAUCCAACAAAACAGUAUUAAAUAGACGCAACAUCUACUGUAGAAGUUAAAACAUAAAACUAAUGUUUUUAAUAAAAAUAAAUGAUUGAGUUAAUACUAUAAUAUGAAAAGGAAUGUAAGAAUCUUUAAUUCGACCUCUAUGGCAAGAUUUUUGAAUUAGAGGAGAAAGCAAAAGCCUUAUUUUAAAUAAAGUAAGACAUUUGUAUUUUAAACGAUAAAUAAAUAUUGCUUCCAGAUAAAUUGCUUUUUGAAGUUGAUAUAAAUAAAAACCGUUGUCUUUUGAUUUUUCUAAAAGAUUCAUAUUAGAAAAAUUUAUCAUUUGUUGAUAUAGACUUAGAAUAUAAUGAAUAAUCAUUUACUUUAUCAGUGUCUACCGACACAUUAAUAAGUGAACUUAUUGAUCUCUUAAAAAGCUAGCAUAAUUUGACUGAUAUUGACAUAAUGAAAGAUUAGAAAGUGUUGCCAAAAGAUUUAACAAUUAAUUAAUUAAAUAUUUAAAAAAUGAGUAGAUUAAAAGUUGUUCAUAAAUAAAAUAACACAUUGAAAUUAGAAAUCAAAAUUGAAAAUAAUAUCGAAAAAAUGGAGGUUGAUAAUGAAACAGAGAUAGAAGAACUCAUUUCACAAAUUUAAUCUAAUUUUUAACUGAAAAAUAUUGAGUUAAAAUUAAGUAAUGGAUAGAAAUUAGUACAUAAAAAGUAUACCUUAAAAUAGUAUAAUAUCCAAAAUGGAACAUAACUAUUAGUGGAAUUCCCUUAACUGUAGUAAAUUAGACAAUCAAAUGGAGCUGAUUACAAUUAGUAAAUUAGACAAUCAAAUGGAGCUGAUUACAAUUAUAAUAACAAUACUAUCAAAGUGUUUGUUUUAUAUUAGCAAUAAAAAUAUCAAUUUUAAUUUCAAAAUAAUCAAUUGAUUGAAGAUUUAGAGAACAAAAUGAAAGAGGAAUUGAAUUGUUCUAAACAAAUUUAAUUACUUUAUUAAAAUAUUAUCUUACCCUAAAAAAAAUCCUUUUUACAGGCUGGAAUAACUGAUGGAUGCGUAUUGUAGUGCAAUUUUCCUAAAAUCAAAAUAAUUGAAUAGGGAAAAGCGGAAAACCCGUUAUUAAGAGUUAUAAUAAAAUAUGAAAGUUAGGAACGCGAGCAAAUGCUUCAAAGAAAUACAUUGUUAGAAGCAGUAAUUUAGAGUAUAAAGUAGGAAUUCUCAAUAUCUUAAGAAAUCUAUUUAAUAACAAAAGAAAGAAAUUUAGAUUCUUAAAAGUCUUUAGAAGAAAAUGAUAUAAAAGAUAAUACCGAAAUUUUUGUUAAAAUAGCUAUUUUGAAAAUAACUAUUAUCAUUAAUGGUCAAAAAAUGUAGACUUUAGAAGUCACCUAUGAUACUCAAGGAGAAGAUUUACAGCAAUAAAUUAAAUAUUAUUAUAAGAUAGAAGAUGAUUUUGAUUUAGUUAUAAACGAAAUAAACGAAAAAAAAGGAAUAAAAAUUAAUCCAAAAUAGUCAUUAAAAGAUUAAGGAAUAAAGAAUGGCUAGACUGUGGAAGUAUAAAUUAAAAAAGGAUAGGGGAAACAGUUUUAAGAAUAGAAAAAUAAUUCUAUUCAACAGAAUCAGCAAUUUUAACAAUAAAGUUAGAGUAAAGUUGAUCAUAAAAUUUAAUCCAACUAGUAUACUGAUCAAUAGAAUUAACAAAACUAAUAACCACAAUAAAAUUAAAAAUUUCCAAAAAGCAAAAUUCUUGUUAAUAAUAUAGAGGAUAUGAGAUCAGAAGAUAAAAAAGGUGAAAAUAUAAAUAACAAUAGCAAUUUUAAAUAGAAGCAAGUCAAUAUCAAAUUCUAAACCAAUAAUUUGAAAAAGAGUUUUGAAUUAAAUAUUGAACUGUCAUACGAAACUACAAUUUCAGAGAUAAUUGAAUACAUCAUAAAUAAUUAUCAAAUAAAUGAUAAAAUUAAAUUAUCUUUUAAAGGGAGGAUCCUCGAAUAAAAUUAAAAUUUGGCGAAUAUUUAAAUCAAAGAUAAUGAAACUAUAUACGUCGAACCGAAUAAUGUUCCUUGAUAAAGUUUAU
Molecule: messenger RNA, 2446 nt
Organism: Paramecium octaurelia
Lineage: Eukaryota; Ciliophora; Oligohymenophorea; Peniculida; Parameciidae
Source: the annotation of a GenBank genome assembly